Penicillium antarcticum is the source of this 1716-nucleotide messenger RNA. RefSeq lists its product as uncharacterized. The coding region runs from base 1 to 1716 and encodes 571 amino acids. The transcript has 2 exons. Lineage: Eukaryota; Fungi; Ascomycota; Eurotiomycetes; Eurotiales; Aspergillaceae. The record is from RefSeq and is a predicted model, not a curated record.
AUGUCGGGGGUGGAGGUAGUUGCAGUCGUUGCCUGUGUGGCAGCCGUGGUAUCGGCCUACAACGAUGGCAGCCGAAUGUUCACGGCAAUCCGCAAAAAAUGGCACGAGCGCCGCCGCCAGCCAGACCAGUCAUCCCGGGAUCUGGAAUGGUCACUAGCGCGAGGCCACCACGAGAUCGUUUCUCAAUAUAAAAGACAUCACCAAGAACUAGGUCGACUCUACGAAGAAGGGGACUCGAUCGCCCGCGAGCAGAUGAAGGAUAUCAUCAUCACCUUACAAGGUGCAUUGCUGCGACAUCUUCGCGAAGCGCAGGAACAAGGCUCUAGUCUGGAUCUGAUGGCGCUGCAGGUCGAGUCUGAGCAGGGUCGGGUGCGGACGCUUGUAAUUCUGGGAGAUCUUUAUCAGCGUCUGGCAAGGGCGUCGUCUAUUCCACCUACCAUAUCCAUGACCGUUGAUCCUAUGUAUGGGAGGGGUCAUAUGUAUAACGGAGGAUAUUUUCCUCAUACUCCGGAUCGAUUCUCGCUAGCUCCGAACAGGGAAAUGAUGUAUCUGUCUGGUGGGUAUCCGGUUUCGCCGGGGCCUUUUCUGUUCGAGGGGCUGUCUGCGUCGCCUCCAAAUACGCAGGGCACGUCUGGAGUUUUUGACACUAGUCUGUCAUCGAGAAGACGGUCGUCGGGGUUUGGAUCGGCUAUAGGAAGUAUUUUCUCUCGAUCUCCGCGCUCGAGUAGAUCGUCUUUCACAUCAUCUGCGCCUGAGCCUGGGUUUCAUAACCACCCAGGCUUCUGCCAUACUGUCUCGCCAUCCACACCAGAGCCAGUAUUGGAUCGAGUACCAGAGCCAGUUUCAGAAACCCCAGCGCGGUCACCACAAAGACCCAAUCUCCGCCUGAGCCCAGUCGAAGACGACAAUCUUUGGGGAAGCCAAUGGAAAGAGAUAAUAAACUCAGACGACGACGAGAUGAGCCAUACAUACCACCCGCAGCUAAAAGUUGAAGCAUCAAACCACCACCUCUCCCCAACAACAGCAAACAUCAUAUCAAUACACCAACACCAACAUCAACACCGCCACUCCCUCCCACCCCCAUCCAUAGCCUCAACCGACUCCACCCCCUCAAACCCAAGCACAACCUCAGCAUCCUCACAAACAACCCUCCCCCAACCCGCAACCCGACCUCCAGCCCAACCCCCAGGCCAGCGAUGGUCUCCAAGCAAAACAAACAACUACCUAGGGUUCUGCAAAGGCGCCUGGAAAGUCCACACAGGUUUCCGCGGCUUCAAAAUCCACACCGAACCCGGCAGCGGCUACUACACACAAGUCUCUUGGCUCCGCUGCGUAAAAUGCGCCUUUGAAGGACCCAUGGCUACAAAAUGCAGUAGCAAUAACCCCCAAUUCGACGAUAGUGUGCGCGUUCAUGGGCCCACGGGUAUCCGGUACCGCUGGGAGUUCCUGGCUAAGUCGCAUGUUCCUUGUAAACGUGAUUCUGCGGUAGUGUUUUCGCCUGUUACGCCAAGAGGUGCGUUUUGUUGUAUGUUUUGCUGUGUGGAGGUGAGAGGGUCUACCGGUGUGUAUGGGAAUUUGGAUACCUUUAUGGCGCAUCUUGGGAAGGCGCAUCGUUCUGUUGGGGAGAGUGCGUUGGCGCUUUUACCGACUAGUACUAAGUGUGUUUUUGGGAGGGUUGCGGGUGAUCGGGAGUAUUUUGAUGUUAAUGUUCCUUAG